Molecule: messenger RNA, 1182 nt
Organism: Adineta ricciae
Lineage: Eukaryota; Metazoa; Rotifera; Eurotatoria; Adinetida; Adinetidae
Source: the annotation of a GenBank genome assembly
AUGGGUUUGUCUUCGUUUGACAAAUAUUCUUCGUGUUCAUCGUAUUGUUCAACAUUAAACAGUCAAUCAUUGACAAAACGUUUAAUUGAAUUGUCGAACACACCUUCAAGAUCUUCGCUACGCUUUGCACAUACACCCGAAUGGGCCGAUGGUCUCGAGACAUGGAAUUAUUCGCAGAAUUCAACGAUAAAAACGGAUUUAUCACGACGCAACUUAGAUUUUCAUGAUGAUAUUGGACUUUAUUUACCUCGAUGUGAAAAACCGAAAUCUGCGCCGACUUGUUUGAAAAAUCUUCAAAUCAAUUCAAAAGUUCCUCCGAAUAAUGUUCCUCCGGAAAGAAUUCGUCAUUUAUUAAAACGCGAAAAAGAUCUUUUAUCUCAAAAUGAACCUCCGUCAGAUGAAAUUUUGCCCAAAGUUCCAACAAACACCUAUCGAUCGUCUACUUCUCUUGAACUAACAACAACCAAUGACAUUCGUCUUCCGUUCCGUCAACCGACAACUAUAAAAACAACUUGUACCACUCCCGAUCAACCAUUAAAUCAAGACGUUCUCAAAAGUCUAUUAGAAGAACAUUUAACAUCUUUAUUAACACGUGGUGCAUCAACAGUCAAUUCUAAUCGACCAACAAAUGAACCAAAACAGCAAAGUCGAACUGAUAAACGUGAUGAAAUCAUACCAACACCUUUGUCGACGAUCUCAACAUCACAUUUUAUUGUUCAACAAAAAUCCCCGAUGGGUUUAACAAUAACACCGGUCGACGCGUCUCCACAAAGACAUUUUCAGAGUGUUUCAUUGGAGAAAUUAGCUCAACAAAGAAGUUUUCUACAAGAUAACGAACUCUCUUCUCCAUCAACAACGAAUAGUACACGACCUUCGACCGAACCUGUUUCAUUUCCUCCUCCAACUCAUCGAUAUCAACAACAACAAAAAGUUGUUUUAAAACGAAAUUUGGAAACAACCCAUUCGUCUUCCGGUGAUCUUUUCGUUUCCAAUGAAAAUUCCAAUAAAUUCUCUGAACACAAUCAAUUGAUUCAAAAUUUCCGUAAAGGACAUCCACAUCACGGAACAACAACUAAACCGAAAAAUCAACGGACAAACCGAACAACAACGAUCGAACUUUUACCACCGAUCGUUUCCGGCAAACGUGUUCACAUUUCCUUAGCAAAUCACCGAUAUUUAUAA